AUGAGUAGUAUAGGUGAUGAUUCAAUAUCUACUCUGAAACAACAACCUGAGAGUCAUCGGAAUCAGUCAGACGAACAACUUCCGUCUGAUACAAUAGCCGCAACAACAACAAAUAGUGAAAUGCAUGCCACUACUAUAAAACAAGAGGUGCCCGAUAUUGACAGUUUAAAUCUUGAUGAUGAAUUAUCAAAAUUUUUAGAUAAUCAAGAAACGGUGCAUAAUGAAAGUAUUGUUAAAACCAAGAGUUUGAAUACAGUGAUAGCUGAUUUAGGGUUACCUGAGUUGGGACUUCAUACCGAAAGCAUAGCCACCGGUACUAUAGCCACAGAUAUAACAUCCGUCGAUUCGAAAUCUAAGCAAGACAUUGAAGUUUCUCAUUCAAGUAAAGAUAUAAGUUCUACACAAACCCAACAACAACAACAACAAGCAACUAACAAUGAAGACACUAGAGACAAGACAUCACCAAUAACCAUAAAAACAGAACUGAUAAAAGAAACUCCAGAACCAAAACUGCAAACAAAUGAACCUGAAGAACAAAAUUCUCGAGUAUCAGCCUAUGCAAGAUUAGAUUUUGAGAAUUUUACAUUCUUUGUACAAACAUUACAAGUUGUAUUGGGUAGAAAAUCAAAUGAUGAAUUAUUACAAUCAAGUCAUAAUGCAGUUGAUGUACAUUUAUCACUGAAAAAGGCAAUUUCGAGAAAACAUGCAAAAAUCUUUUAUAAUUUUGGAACUCAAAGAUUUGAAAUUAGUAUAUUAGGAAGAAAUGGAGCAUUUGUAGAUGAUUUAUUUGUUGAGAAAGGAAUAACAAUUCCAUUAAAAGAUGGAACCAAAAUUCAAAUUGGUGAUAUUCCAUUUAAAUUUGUAUUACCUUCAACUGAAUCAAAUGAAGAUGAUGAAAAUGGUGGAACAAUCGUAAAACAAUUCAAUCCAAGUGAUGCCAUCAAUUUAAGAACAAAUAUUUAUAAUAGAGAUACAUCAACAUCAAAACCAAAGUCUAAAUCAGCAUCAAAGCCAAAACUGAUUAUUAAAAAAGACAAGGAAAAAAUAAAAUUGGAAAAUGAAACGUCAACAACAACAACAACAAAACAAACAAAACCCACUCCAACUUCAACAACAAGCACAUCAACAGGCACAGUGACGACGACAACAACAACAGCACCCAACACCACUACACAGCCGUCAACAGCAGAAGCACGUAAAAAUUCCAUAUCUAGAAGAGAUUCAUUACUCAAAAUUAGACGAUUAUCAAGUGCAAGAAGGAAAUCCCUCGUUGGGAACAACGACGAAUUAACGGAAAUUCUCAAAGAUUUGGGGGUUUCCUCAAUUGAUGCUAUAAGUGAAGAAGAUUCUGAAUUAUUGGAUGCCCAAAUUCAAAGUUUAUUAGACGAAGCCGAAGGAUUUGAUGAAAAUUUAAUGAAAUUGACAGAAGCUAAUGAAUCAUCCACAGCUACACAAGAUGAGAAUUCCAAAGAAGUUACUGAAAAGACUGAACAAGAUCAAAUUGAAGAGAAUGAAAUUCAUGACAUUGAGAUGAAUUUAUCGGUUUUGGAUCAAGAAAUUGCAAGUUUAGCACCUUUGAUAGAUGCUCAUAAUCAAGAUUUAAUGAAAGAAAAGGAAGAAAAAAAGAAGCAAUUGGAACAAGAAAAGAAGAGGAAACAACAACAACAUUUACAACGAAGGAAUUCUGCUGCCAAAGGGAAACCAGCAGCCACAACAACGAUGCCAUCAGCUACUGCUACGUCAACCCCCAGCACAUCAGCAUCAGCAACCCCAACCACAUCAACAGGAACAGCAGUGCCGCCUCGUACUACCCCACUUAUGGGAAAACCUGCAUCUAUCCAACCACCGGCUUCAAGACUAUAUAAUAGGGCUUUGAAUGGCGCCACGGGAUUGACAGGAACUACAGGAAUAGAUAAUAAAUUAGCAGCAACCUUGUUAUCACUACCUGCAGCCUCCUCAGCUUCAUAUAUAUCCAAGCAAAUAAUACCUCCAAGACCACCACCACCAAAAUUAGAGGCACCUGUAUUGCCAGUUACAUCGGAACCUUCAGCAAUUAGAUCUCGUCCUCCACUUCGAGCAAUUACAGUUAGAGAUUCAUCAUAUUUAGCUACUUUUGAUGUCCCCAAAACCAUUGAAGAACCUUCGAAAUAUCCAAAACCUAAAGUUAGAAAAGAUUCUACAAGAAGACAGCCAAAGAAAGUAUAUUCCCCUGACGAAAUCCCGGAGCAAUAUAGAUCAAAACCAAAUGUUACGUUUAUGAUGAUGAUCACUAGUGUUUUAAAAACUGAAGCAGCAAGAAAUGGAUUGACUAUAAAUGAAAUUUCAGAAGCGAUUAAAGAAAUAUAUCCCUAUUUCAAAUAUUGUCCUGAUGGAUGGCAGUUUUCAAUUGCUCAUUGUAUCAAAUAUAACAAAAUCUAUAAACGAAUAAUGAAAAGGGGUUCUGAAUGGCUCUAUACCAUGGAUGAUUUAUAUAUCAGUGAACGUGAGAAGGUGAGAAAGAAACAACAAGAAAUGGCAGCGGCAAAGGCAAAAGCAGAAGCUCUUAGACAAGAAGAAUUAAAACAGAAACAAAGAUUGGAAGCCCAACAAGCAACCAUAAGUCACAAUAUCACAGGAAGAACGUAUACUUCGCCUUAUGGAUUACCAAAUUCGAGAUUGACUCAAAAUCAAUACUUGUCACAAUUACCAUACAAACAGCCACAGAUACCGGUCACCACUGCCAAUGGACAGAAACCAAAGACAAUUGCAGAGUUAGCUAGUGAAAUAAGAAGAGAUGGGGUUGUGGGAUCCAAAGCACCGAUGUAUUUCAAAUCACAACCGGGUUCAACUGGUCCAGUACCAACACCAGCAGCUGCAGGAGGUCCAAAUACCAUCAAAGCACAAUUGGCAGCCAAUAGAUCACAACCACAACAACCAGCAGCUCCAUCAAUGUCGGAUCCAAACACACAAAAAUCAUUGGAAUACUUGAGAAAAGAGCUUUUUGUAUUAUAUAGAGCCAGAAAACUCACCUAUGAUAAACAAACCGCGACAGUAUUGAUUACCAAGGCAUUAGCAACCACAAUCGCGCAAGUUAAUAGUAUUGGGGCCAAAGCUGGUUGUGGAGAGAAUGCAUUGGGAUUUUUGGUAGAUAAGGCACCACAACAAGUUAGUAAGAUUUUGGAUAUUGCAUUAACGAAAUCUAUUAAGGAACACGAAGGCAAUUUCUCGAGAUCACCAAGUCGUGCGGCUACUCCUGUUCCACAGUCACAGCCUUCACCUGUCAAAACAACUACCCCUAUGGUUCCGGCCCAACCUGUGAAUGUUGUCAACAAAGCUUCUCCACCACCUGUUCAACCUGUUCAUGUUAAGACGGAGCCAAUUCCAAUGAAACCAAUUGCUAAUCCACCUAUUAUUGGAACCGAUAAUCCUGUCAAGGCAGUUGUUGAUGCUGCAGCUGCAGCUCGAAAUGAAACAAUAUCACAUCCAUUACCAAUUAUCACCAAUGCAGGGGUACCAAUAAUCUCAAGUGUUUCGCCAGUGAAGACUACACCACAACCGACCAUACCAGUCGUAUCUAACACACCACCCGUUUCAACUCCACCUACUGAACCAAAGACUCCAUCUGCUUCCACAUCUCCAGCACCAGUUGUUUCAAGAAGUACGACACCAGCAUUAUCAAAACCAUCCUCAUUCGGUCUUUCAAAACCACCAAGCUUCAAACCUGAUUCAUUAGGCAGACCAGCAUCAUUAUCUAAACCGCAAAGUUUUGCCAAACCUGGAGGAAGUAGUGCAUUGUCGCGUCCUCCAUCAUUCUUGUCAAAUAAACCAGCAUAUAGAGAAACUCAACAAGUUAAACGUGAACUUGAAGGAGGAGCGGGAGGGGUAGAAAGUGAUCAAGCUAAGAAGAUUGCUAGGACUGAGUAA
Messenger RNA from Hemisphaericaspora subhashii, 3903 nucleotides. It is a transcript of the gene FHL1, whose product is annotated as Fhl1p. Gene Ontology annotation, biological process: regulation of ribosomal protein gene transcription by RNA polymerase II. The coding region runs from base 1 to 3903 and encodes 1300 amino acids. Gene Ontology annotation, cellular component: nucleus. Gene Ontology annotation, molecular function: sequence-specific DNA binding; DNA-binding transcription factor activity; protein binding. The record is from RefSeq and is a predicted model, not a curated record. The transcript has a single exon. Lineage: Eukaryota; Fungi; Ascomycota; Pichiomycetes; Serinales; Debaryomycetaceae.